Molecule: messenger RNA, 273 nt
Organism: Anisakis simplex (herring worm)
Lineage: Eukaryota; Metazoa; Nematoda; Chromadorea; Rhabditida; Anisakidae
Source: the annotation of a GenBank genome assembly
AUGGUGAAAAGCUUCGACGAAUUUCUGGACAAUGUGUUCACACCACUGUUUGAAGUGAGCAAUGAUCCUGAAACGCAUCCUGACUUGUUCAGAUUCCUUCAGCAAAUCUCUGGUUUCGAUUCAGUCGACGACGAAAGUAAACAUGAACAUGUGAAUUUCGACCGUUCGACACCAUCUCCGGAUCGGUAUACCGAUCCAGAGAAUCCACCGUAUAAAUAUUAUCUGUAUUAUAUGUAUGCGAAUUUGACAGCUUUGAACUCAUUGCGGAGGUAG